AUGUCAUGGACGACUAAGCUGUACCAAUACUUUGCCCUGAAGUCCUUUACCCCAUUCCUCUCAUUCAUGGUCCCGUAUCUCGUCGAGCAAAAGGGAUUCCACAACAAGGAGCUCCACAACAAUUUCAGCCCAUUGUUCUUUACAUCCUCUAUUGUCAUCUCUCUUACCUCAUUCCUUAUAAUCGAGCUUUUGGGGAAUAAAGUAAGUCUCUUUGCCGAUACAUUUGCCGAGAUGUUGGUGUACCUGAUAUUUCUGCUCAUGCCGUUCAAGAACCGCUUUCUAACGGCUGCUGUGUAUGUGCUGCAUGGAGCAACAACAUCCUUUGGGGUUGUGAUGAAAUCGAUUCUCAACUCCACUGCUGAUGAGAAGGAGGAUAGAAAGGUGAUUCUGUCGACCGUGGUUAACAUCAAGACAUCCGUAGGAGUAGUUUCAUCAUGGAUCGGACAGGACAUCAUAAUGUGUGGAGGAAACCACCUUGUGAAUAUAUCGAUCUCUCUCCUGGGAUUGUUUCUUGCACUUCUGACCACUCUUCUACUUCCCGCCUCGACUCCUCGGAGGGAGGAGGAAAAGUUCAUAGAUUAUAUAUGGAAUCCCACAGAGGCAUGGAAAAGGAUUGUGGACACAUACAGCUACAGAGUCAUACUUGCAUCCCUGCUUUCGUCGUCUGCAAGCAUUCUGUAUAUAUGUCUUUCAUUCUACUCUGCAGGGAUAUUUCUUGAAAAAAGGAAAAACGGGGCAGAGAACAGCAUUAAGAUCAACAGAGUGCUGUUUUUUGUAGCAAAGCCAGUGCGCCUUGUCUCCUACACGGUAAUCAGGAUAUUCUCUAGGUUCGACAGCUCGGUGUCCUACCACUCAAACCCAAAUAAGCCCGUGAUAGUCCAUGGAUACAUUGAAGGGUGCUCGAAGAUACUUUCUUCCUUUGCUGGAUUGCAGAUAUCCAGAAUUAUAUCCGAGGACAGAUGUGUUCCCCUGGCGCUCCUAACAUCGACAGCAACGGUGGCGUUCAUAUACCUCCUGGGUGCAUCCGGCUCUAUGUCAUAUUCAUACCUGUUCUAUAUCUUGGCCUCACUGUCGUCAUCCUUGUGCAAGACUAUUUCGAAUAUAGGGUUACAGAGUGUAUGCGAGGAAUCUGGAUACAAGUUUGUUCUAGGCUUCAACCUGUUUGUGUCGUCCAUCAUACACAUAUCAAUCACUCACUACUCAAGGGCCUAUCAUCUGAGUGUCAGGUCGAAGCUGAUGGCAUACUUCUAUGUCAAUGCCUUUUUUAUUAUGGCUGCAUUUACUAUGUAUCUUUGGAAGUAG
This is a messenger RNA of Encephalitozoon cuniculi GB-M1, 1302 nucleotides long. RefSeq lists its product as uncharacterized. The transcript has a single exon. Gene Ontology annotation, cellular component: plasma membrane. NCBI's taxonomy places the organism in Eukaryota, Fungi, Microsporidia, Unikaryonidae. Gene Ontology annotation, molecular function: vitamin transmembrane transporter activity. The record is from RefSeq and is marked provisional. The coding region runs from base 1 to 1302 and encodes 433 amino acids. Gene Ontology annotation, biological process: transmembrane transport; vitamin transport.